This is a messenger RNA of Penaeus indicus, 615 nucleotides long. RefSeq lists its product as uncharacterized. The transcript has 2 exons. NCBI's taxonomy places the organism in Eukaryota, Metazoa, Arthropoda, Malacostraca, Decapoda, Penaeidae. The coding region runs from base 1 to 615 and encodes 204 amino acids. The record is from RefSeq and is a predicted model, not a curated record.
AUGCGCGGAGAGCGGAAGUACACCGACGUAACGGUACAAGGUGAAUCAGAUAUACGAAAGGGCGUUGGGUGUCGAUAUUUGCACUUGGGUGACUCAAGGUUAACUCGCCGGAUCACGCAGGGGACGACGGCGAAGCGGCGGAAGGCCAAGGAACGAUACGCGGACGGCCAGCCACUCUCAAGGUUAUGCUCCGGCGGGCGCUGGGACACGUCAUCCACGCCGCCAGUCACACAAUCAACCAGUCACCCAGUCAACCAGUCACCCAGGACGCCAGUCACCCAGUCACCCAGGACACCAGUCACCCAAUCAACCGGUUAUCCACACCGCCAGUCACCCAAUCAACCAGUCACCCAGGACACCAGUCACCCAAUCAACCGGUCAGCCGGUCAUCCACACCGCCAGUCAUCCAAUCAACCAGUCACCCAGGACACCAGUUACCCAAUCAACCAAUCAACCGGUCAACCAGGACACCAGUCACCCCAUCAACCAGUCAUCCACGACACCAGUCACCCAAUCAACCAGUCACCCAAUCAACCAGUCAUCCACGACACCAGUCACCCAAUCAACCAGUCAUCCGUGACAACUUGCAUGACACAAGGCACCUUCCUUGGCUAG